Molecule: messenger RNA, 2483 nt
Organism: Caenorhabditis angaria
Lineage: Eukaryota; Metazoa; Nematoda; Chromadorea; Rhabditida; Rhabditidae
Source: the annotation of a GenBank genome assembly
AUGUCAUGUACCGUAACCCAGACAAUAUUCAAAAAAUGCGAAAAUGAUUGGAUUUCGAAGAAUGGAACUUGUUAUGAGGAUUCGUGUUGCACUUCAUUUGAGGUUGGUUGAAGUUUUUAUUGAUUUGGAAAUUUUGAAACGUAUAAUUUUUGACAAAAAAAAACAUUGAAUUUUCCAGACCGCUACUUCCUGGUACUACCGCCUCGCUCAAUUCUCUCACAUCUUCUUCAGCACUCUUGCCAUUCACAUCAUCCCAAUCUACCUGAAAAUCUACGCUAAAAAACACAUGCUCUCCCACAAUAUCCGUAUUUUCGUCAACAUCACAUUAUUUUUCAUAUUCGUCCAUUCCAUCGAUAUGAUCGCAAUCCAUGUCUACCACAUCUAUCAAAGUUUUUUGGCGCGUGAAGAAGAUCCGUGUUUUGUCCGGGUUCGUGUGGAUUUUUGUGCACCAAUGAGGAAUGUUUUUGGAUUUUGUUUGUUGGCAUUGGGUGCCACGCAAUUUGCGAUUUAUAUCGAUCGAUUGAUUUGCAUUUUUUAUUCGGAGUUUUAUUUGAAACAUCAGAAAAUUGUUCUGGCUGUGUUGGUUUGGCUAAUCGUGAGUCGUCAACUCCAAAAAAUUGCACAUUAUCUGAUUCAGAUCCUAGUCCCAUUCCUCCUGAUCUUGUGGGUUUUCCGAAAUCAAGAUUCCCAAUCCUAUCUGCUAUCCUGCAUCAACAUCCCAAAAGCCUCAAUUCGAGAUAUGACUUAUGGAACAGCUGGAAUAUUUCCAGUCAAUGUUUGUGCAUUUUUCCUAUCAAUUUUUCUUUUCCGAAUGUUUCGGAAACGAGAAAAAGGUUCAAGGUUUUAUAUGUCACGGCAUUUCAAAGAUGUGAUAGAUGUGCAAUCUUCUGAGUUUUUGUUUAAACUUACCGCAACUCAAGGAUUGUUUAUCGUGCUUUAUCCAAUUUGCUCGUUUGUUCAAAGGAUUUGGUUGUAUAAUGAUUUCAAAAGAUCAGUGCAUUUGACAUUUGCCACGUUGUCUUAUGUGAGUUGGUGGAAUUGCGGAGUGUUGUUGAUUGUUUUUUUUUCUCUUUAGAUUUUCAGCAUCUAUUGUUUUGUUAUCCCAUUAGUCAUGAUUCAAUAUGUGCGAGGCUCUCAAAAACUCAAAAAAGAUCGGAUUUUUCGCCACGUCACCUUGAAAUCUAUAGGCUCCGAAGGAGCUGAUAAUUAUUUUAAUAGUUUGAAAAACCAGUGGGGCUAGCCAAGGCCUUGAUUAUUUUAUUAUGAAAAAUAAAAUUCUUAUUUGCCAUGUGUUGUUCUUUGCGUCGACUUCGGGUAACCUAUCAAUAAGAACAUAGCCCUCUAUAAUUAGAGGCGAAGAGAACUUUCGAUUUUUUUUGUUGGCGAAAAUAAAAAAUGCUGCUCGAAAUCUGGUUGUAUUAUGGAUGUGCGGGAAUUAUUUUGAUGAUUGGAUUAUUGAUUAUUUUUUCCAAGUCUAAAAAAUUUAGCUAUUCGUUUUAUCGAUUGGUUCAAUGGGAUAUUAUUUUGGUGAGAGAUGGUUUUGGGGGGAAAUCUGGCAGGUUAAGCAACGUGGACACCGGUUAGUUCCGGGUUCAAGACCAGGCUCAAGCUCCAGCCUAAAUCUAUAUCUAACCUAGGCCCAUUCACAGGCCUCACUCUUAAUUUUCAGAACCUAAUAUCCUACCUCAACACCUGGGUAACCCGAUUAUCGAUGAACCCCAACACCGGUCAUCUAAUGCUCCCUCUCUACCGCAACUAUCAUUUCAUUUUUGUCCUAACCAUGUUCCUCAAUCUCUAUUUUCUACACAUUCAAAGUGGAAGUGUGAUCUUACUAUGUGUUCACAGAUUUUCCACAACAAAAUACGAGAGUUCGAGUGUUUUCUGGAGAAAGAAUUAUUUGUUGAUCUACAUGGGAUUGUUGAUCUAUUCGUUUGUGUUGACCUAUCCAGUUUUGCAUUUUAAUAUUUUGAGUGCGUUGAAGUAUAAUGAAGUUAAGCAGAAAUUCGUUUUGGAUGUUCAAGAAGAUGAUGUUCCGAUGGUUGGCUUCAAAAUCGUCAUCGCAGCCUCAACUUUCAGUUAUUCAUUCUUGAUCUUCAUUAUCGGAAUUGUAACCUUAAUUCAACUUCGACAGAGAUUAUCUGGACUUCAAAGAUCUUCGGCUACAUUUCGACGUAUGACUUUGAUGACUCUAAUUAUCACAAUUAAUUAUAAUAUGUUAAUUAUUUGGGAGAUUAUUUGCGGUGCGAUUUUUCCUGAUAUGUCGAAUGAGCAAAGUGUGGCGAUGCUUAUGACGUGUUCUGAUGUGGUACCUAGAUAGCAGAAUCUAGAUAGGGUCAAGCAUAAGUUUUUUCCAGGGCACCUUCUCAAUUCCCAUUGUGCUUCUUUUGUUUGACAAAAACCUUCAUGAACUGAUUUUUCACUAUUCCAAAAAUGUGUCGAAAAGUAGAAUGACUUCAAUUGUUGUGAGCCAAUCUAAAUUGUAA